This is a messenger RNA of Peromyscus californicus insignis, 1933 nucleotides long. RefSeq names its product sterile alpha motif domain containing 13 (gene Samd13). Lineage: Eukaryota; Metazoa; Chordata; Mammalia; Rodentia; Cricetidae. Bases 583 to 891 code for a protein of 102 amino acids. The transcript is spliced from 4 exons. Gene Ontology annotation, molecular function: protein binding. The record is from RefSeq and is a predicted model, not a curated record.
CCAGCACCUCUGUUAGGAAAAAAGACUAACUCAGGGCUGCAGCUUCUGAGUGUUCACGGUGUGGAGCCCGCCAUAAGCCCUGGGUUUCCUCUUAUUUUCCCACGGGGAGAAAACGAAAUAGUUUGAAACCCGGCAUGGCUAUGCAGACCAACAGUGAAGAUCUCUGUGGCAACGGGAAUGGAGGGAGACACUAACAGGCUGCUUAGACAGCCUCUUUUUCCUUGUACGAGACAUGUGCGAGGAGAGUUCUGCCCACUUGCAAGUGGUGCUCAUUCCCUCUCACUAAUUGUGCGGAAGGUAGUUAGCAAAGUGAACAGGCACGCUGUAGCUUUAAAAAGUCAGCCAUGAACCAGAAAGCGGUUGCGGCUUGUGUGUGAUUCCUAACGUCGUCGUCAUGUUGGCUGAGAGCCAGCCUGGUUUUAUUUCACUGUGUCAAAUUGUACCUCCUUAUUGAAUUCCUUUGCCAGACUACUUUGUGAAAGAAAACACUGGGGUUUCUUUGCUGUUCUUGAUAAGCCUAUAAAAAUGAUAUGUUUUAGUUGCUUCUAGUUGCGGAAGUAAAGGAACCCUGCAAGCCUUCCCAUGCUCUCUGUUGACAUGGACAACAAGAGAAAUGGCCGUGUCGGGGUCAAAAAUUCCAUGGAAAAUGGAAGGCCUCCCGAUCCUGCAGACUGGGCUGUGAUGGACGUCGUCAAUUAUUUCCGAACAGCAGGAUUUGAGGAGCAAGCCAGUGCUUUUCAGGAACAGGAAAUUGAUGGAAAAUCCCUGCUCUUGAUGACGAGAAAUGACGUGCUGACAGGGCUGCAGUUGAAACUGGGGCCUGCUCUGAAAAUCUAUGAGUAUCAUGUAAAACCUCUUCAGACCAAGCAUUUAAAGAACAGCUCUUCCUAGUAAAGUGAAAUCGAGGUCUCAGUCCUCAGAACAGAAUUCACAGUGAUGUAAUUUAGUUUCGUGUUGUGAGACUUCACAAACAGAAUACAUACAGGUGUAUACAUAAAGAAUUUCGAUCCAACAAAGUGUUAUCCUAUUGGAUAGUCUAGGCAAUCCAUUGGCUGGCCAGACUCAGCCUGGAGGAGCAAAGACAGAAUGUACACGCAAUGGUUGUCCUUGUCACACCAAGUUGUCAUUGACUCUUAGGUAUCCCUCCCUUCAGGGGCUUUGAAAUCACAGAAUUUUCUUUGUUUCAGCAUAGACUGUUUUCUGUCAACUUCUUAGAAGGGAGGAUGGAUGUGGAAUGAGUGGUCUGGGUUAUAGACGUAGCAAUGAGUACAAACAGAACUCCGUGGGGAGGGAGAUGAGUGAGGGAGCGCUGUCUCCCGUGAAUUGCUCUGCUCCUAGAUGUAGGCUCCAUAGAUGGAAUUGCCAACACCCUUUUUUUCUAGAGGGUUCUCCACUUGACCUUCUUAAGGUUUCACAGGGAUAUGCUGUGCUGUGUGUGAAUCAAACAUGCACCAGGCUCCCUUCAGGAGCGGAACUCUUUCUGAGAAGAGAAACUUGCUUUGCACUGGAAACCUCCUUGUAAUCAACUCACUGUCACGGGGAAAGAAUAUUUCCUGCUUAUGUUGGUUCCUUGUUGCUGAAGAAAGCAUUUAGGGGCUUUGGGGGUUUUGUUUGUUUGUUUGUUUUUGUUUUUUACUUUAUGGUUUAUAUUUAUAAUUCUUUCUGAAGCAGUUUGUCAAGAGUUAAUAGAUCCCAAAGCUUUGUUAAUAGCACAGAAUAUUUUUAUAUAUGCAUAUAUAUUCCUCCAUGAUUCUGUAAUAUUUUUUUAAUUGUCCUAUGCUGUGUUUGGUCCCUGGUUUGAGUACUUGUCUUUCAGAAUUUGAAAAAGUGGACUUGCUACAUCUCUGUUCAAAGAGACAUUUACUGAGCGAUGUUUGUCCAUGCCUUGGUGAGUUGGUGCUUUGUGAUUGCAAUAAAACACUGUUUCAGUUCA